Messenger RNA from Onthophagus taurus, 724 nucleotides. The record is from RefSeq and is a predicted model, not a curated record. NCBI's taxonomy places the organism in Eukaryota, Metazoa, Arthropoda, Insecta, Coleoptera, Scarabaeidae.
GGUAGUUGUUGCGUUGCCGGUUUUACGGUGAUUUGUCUCUGAAAAGAACCUGAAAGUCGAAAAAUGGAGGCGAAAAAACGCGUAGAAUUGAACACUUUUAAGUUGAUUUUUGAGUAUUAUCGCAAUAACUCGAGAAAUUUUAAAUAAUAAUCGUGGAAAUUGAGAGAAAGAGAGAAAUGGAAGAGAAUUCUUCGUACCUCGAUCAGAGGUUUUCUUACGAUUACGUCAACGUUUCAAGAAAGAACGAAUCCUCAUCACUAACAGGAUUAGUUCUUAAUUUCCAAGAUAUAGAUCAGUAUUUUAACAGUUUGAAUUUUACCGGAAAUGAGUCAGAUGUUUUCGGUAAUCUACAAGUAUCAUCGAAUUGUAGUAAUAAUGUUACAAAUCAAACGGGGUGUUUUGAAGAAAAUCCUUCUUUGGAGGCAUCUUAUAACUAUUGGGCGUUAAUACUAGUGUUAUUUCCGAUAUUUACAUUGUACGGGAACGUUUUAGUUAUACUUAGUGUGUACAGAGAACGAACACUUCAAACUGUGACCAAUUACUUUAUCGUCAGUUUAGCUUUGGCAGAUCUACUCGUUGCAGUUGUGGUGAUGCCAUUCGCCGUUUACGUAUUGGUUCACGGAACUUGGGGUCUGCCGGGAUUCGUUUGCGAUUUCUACAUCGCCAUGGACGUUACCUGUUCCACUUCGUCAAUUUUUAAUUUGGUUGCAAUAUCGAUAGAUAG